Haliotis rufescens (red abalone) is the source of this 3846-nucleotide messenger RNA. Its product is annotated as ribonucleases P/MRP protein subunit POP1-like. Gene Ontology annotation, biological process: tRNA 5'-leader removal. The record is from RefSeq and is a predicted model, not a curated record. NCBI's taxonomy places the organism in Eukaryota, Metazoa, Mollusca, Gastropoda, Lepetellida, Haliotidae. Gene Ontology annotation, cellular component: nucleolar ribonuclease P complex; ribonuclease MRP complex. The coding region runs from base 303 to 2939 and encodes 878 amino acids. The transcript has 8 exons.
UUUCAUACAUUUCAGCCGUCAACGUAUGACACAAAAAAUAAUGCGCACUGUCGAGGUCGUCCAUGUCAACCAAGAGUAGUUGAUAGGCCGUGUGUACUGUCGUGAUAAACUCGUAUGCCUCGUCAUAAAAUUCGUUUGAAGACGCACAACGAAUAACGGCACUUGACUUACGCCAGUAACGGCAACACGGACACAGUAAUAGAUUAUUAUAAGACAAGGACACACUUUAUGUUGGUAUUUGUUGAUAAACGUUUAAGCUCUCUUACCUAACUGGAAGCUAGUGUUUAUGGAUUCCAACCGACAUGUCUCAAAGCGAAGUGACUGGUAGUGGGACUCGCAAAAGGAAACGCUCAAUCUCCAGUGAUUUGAGUGGAAAAGUGAAAAGAGAAUCUGAGAAUAAGAGCAACCAUGACAUUCUCAGCCAUGCUCCCGCAAGUGUGAAGAUUGUAGACCUUGUCGAAAAUAGAGCAACAGAAAUCAUUGCAUUGACAAAUCAUGUUGAUAAGAUUGGAGGGACGAAGCUUGUGUCGCAGCGCCUACCUCGCCACAUGCGGCGCCGUGCACUCAGUCACAACAUACAGAGGCUGCCCAGAAGACUGAGGGAGGUGGCCGCUAAAGAGAUUGAGCGUACCGGUUCUACGAAGAGGCCAAGCAGGAAACACAGGCGUCGGCCCAAGAACUUGAUGUCCGAGUACCAGCGGCGUCAGCGGAGGGUGUCAUGGCUGGAGACACACAUCUGGCAUGCCAAGAGGUUCCAUAUGAUAGAGAAGUGGGGCUAUCGCCUUCCUGAUCAUCCCAAUGACAAGAGCAUGAGAGCCUGUCACCGGGCGGCAGAUAAAUACUGCCUGUUGCAGGAUGUCUCGUAUGAGGGUUGUAUCGAGAUGACCGGCCGGGAAGACAGCAUCAGACUCUGUCUGUCACACAUGGUGUCGGACCAAACAGGACCCACCCUUCUAGGCAAGCAGUAUGUGAAGGGAAGCAAGUGGGGCGAGACGGUGAUGUUUAGUCAGGACCAGUAUCCGUACCAGGCAAUUGGUCGCGUGUCCUUCCUGUGGAGACCUCCGCAGUCGGAAGACAGCACAGACAGACAGCUGUGGAUGUGGAGUCAUCCAGCGAGUUUUGAAAACAUCUGGCAGGAAUUAGUUAAGUGCGUGACACUAGAAUUUGGUGUCAGUCCACACAAAGAAGAGACACCCUUGCAGAAUGGCAAAGAGAAAACGGAUGGGAAAACUGAAGAUUGCAGCCCUGAGAAAACUGACUUAAGGGAUCUCCAGUUUAAAGCUGGUGGUAUCAAACUCAAGUCCUUGAAAGACAGCCUGUGUAGGUUCCGUCUUACUGGUCACACAUCACAGGCUAUUGUAGCUAAGGUGUUGCAGCCCAGUGAUGUCAGUGUAACAGAUGUAACAGGCUCCCUCUGGUGGCAGAAGUUUUAUGCAAGGGAAGACAAUCAAAGUAGUUGUGCAAAACAGAAGCUGGUAUCUGAUUGGCUGAAGAGAUGUCAGUCAGCAACAGAAGCUCCGCCUUCACAGGUGGUUGCACUGACAGUCCGAGAUCCCCGACUGUUACUGCCACCCAAGAAGAUUAAAGUAAUGCCCAAAGUGGAAGUUGAGCAGACACAGUCCAGCCCUACUGAUGCUGAACUGGUCCAGACUUCUCCUCUCUGGGAUGAAGCUGUGCGACAGGAAGUGAGGUCAUCCAAGAUGGCUGACCAUGAGCUGAACAAAAGACGUGGUGAAAAUCUUGUGCCAGGAAUGCCUGUUGAUCUUGGAUUGGAUGAGUCCCGAAUACCCGUGUUGCUGCUGCAGAGGCCAGGCUAUAGGACUACCAUCUCAGCCAGCAGACAGCAGCAGCCCAAGUCUGUCCACCAGGGGUUCGGAUGUGGGUGGGACGUGAUUGUUCCACAAGGAUGGGGCACAGCCUUCCAUAUUGCUCUUGUGUUCCGUGGAGCAAGAGUUGGGGGACUGAGAGAAGCGACUGCUGUGUCACGCGAAGCAGGAACUCUGCAGUUCCCGGCUGACUUCCCGGACACCCAGGCCGGGAAAGAGUAUGCCGCUGGUCAACAGGAUCAGCUGAAGAAGAAGUACGACCGCAACCCUCCAGCCAAGCGGCCCAACUUUGUGAAGAUGGGUGUCCAGAACCCAUUCCUUUGUCCCUGGUCACAGUUAGUGGAUGAAUGGCAAUCUACAACUGCACCACAGUCCACAUCUGGUCAGAUCUUCGUCCUCAGGAAUCUACGAAUGUUGAAGCUGUUGAAUGAAGUCAUGAGGAUGCAAAGAAAAGGUGAUGGCUCAAACUUGAGCAGGUUUGAUGCAUUUCCUGGAAAGGCUGAAUUGGAGAAGUUAGUAUCUUCCAAUGCUCGAUGUUUAAUUCCUCUUCGGAUUACAAUGCAUGGGAAAGGUGUUCCACUGAAGUUUGCUCACAUUUGUAUCCCCAAAUCUGAAGAUUUUGAGAGUCUUAACAAGGACUCUGAUACUGGAGGUCCUUGUGAACCAAAGCAUCCUGAUCCUGAGGGGGUAAGGAGAAGAAAGGCAAGAAAACAAAACAAAAAGUCCAAGAAAACAAAGACAAUUGAUCUUAAGUCAGCUCUGGCAACACCAUCUAAUCCCAUGGAAGCAGCUUUAGCCAAGAUGCUUACACAUGGAGAUGAAUCAAGCAAGGAAGAUAAUGAAAACAAGGAUUUCUCUCCAGAAAAAGAAUUGUCCAAUGCCAGCUCAUCUGGUGAGAGACUUAUCAGCAGUACGAAACGUCAGAUAAUUGGCUUUGUGAAUGAUGGAGACUUUUCUCUGGGACAAGGUCAAGGUCAUGGGAAGGCAUUCUGCUCUCUGCCUGGUCUUCUGAAGCUGAUGUCUGAGAUCUCAGCAGGUGCCCCAUGUCUGGCAUUGGUGAGGAACACCACCACUCUGCAAUACCGCUUUGUCUGGCUGUCAGUCAUCAUGUAGUCAGUGGUGUGUUAUCCUAGAUCCCAGCAGGUGCCCAAUGUCUGGCAUUGGUGAGGAACACCACCAUUCUGCAAUACCGCUUUGUCUAGCUGUCAGUCAUCAUGUAGUCAGUGUUGUGUUAUCCUAGAUCCCGGCAGGUGCAUCAUGUCUGGCAUUGGUUAGGAACACCACCACUCUGCAAUACCGCUUUGUCUGGCCGUCAGUCAUCAUGUAGUCAGUGUUGUGUUAUCCUAGAUCCCGGCAGGUACCCCAUGUCUGGCAUUGGUGAGGACCACCACCACUCUGCAAUACCGCUUUGUCUGGCUGUCAGUCAUCAUGUAGUCAGUGUUGUGUUAUCCUAGAUCCCGGCAGGUGCCCCAUGUCUGGCAUUGGUGAGGAACACCACCACUCUGCAAUACCACUUUGUCUGGCUGUCAGUCUUCAUGUAAGAUCCUAGCAUGUGCCUCCUGUCUGGCACUGGGAAGAAAGGACCAGACUCUACUUAACCACUUUGUCAGUCAUCAUGUCGUCCAUGCCAGACUAAGAAGAAUUCAGAGCCUUCUCUUUGCUUACAAUCAAAACUCAUGAGCGUGAAGGUUUUGGCAACACGAACAGUAGGCGCCACACACUGGUACGAAUUAUCUGAUUUCCUAGCUUCUGAAAGAUAACCAAUAUAGUUCAAAGCUGAUUAUUUCUUUGAGGAAGGUAAUGAGAAGCUUUGGCAAAUCAUGAAAAAAUGUAAAGUAUCACACUUGCAACAUCAGGAACAGGUGUCGAAAUAUGUUGACUGAAUUGAAGAUGUGUUGUUGUUUGUCAUAAUUAUAUCAUUAUAAUAUGAGUUGUUAUUUUAUUGAUGAGCUGUUGUAGAACACUUUUUCAAUAACCCUAAUGUUUCCAAGCACAUAAGUAAAAAGAAUAAAAGCAUUAC